Messenger RNA from Fonsecaea erecta, 1560 nucleotides. RefSeq lists its product as hypothetical. Lineage: Eukaryota; Fungi; Ascomycota; Eurotiomycetes; Chaetothyriales; Herpotrichiellaceae. Gene Ontology annotation, biological process: transmembrane transport; carbohydrate transport. The coding region runs from base 1 to 1560 and encodes 519 amino acids. Gene Ontology annotation, cellular component: membrane. The transcript is spliced from 8 exons. Gene Ontology annotation, molecular function: carbohydrate:proton symporter activity. The record is from RefSeq and is a predicted model, not a curated record.
AUGCCGCAUCUCGAGGGCGUCAAGAAGCAAAAGAUCAACGCAUACAAUGUGUUGUUGCUGUGUUUCAUCGGCCUGGGGUCGUUAACCUAUGGUUACACAGCCUCGAUCAUCGGCACCACCCUGGGUCAACCAUCCUUCAUUGCAUACUUCGACCUCGCCACCAGGAGCAAUGGAACCGACCUGAUCAGUACUAUGAACGGCCUGUUCCAGACGGGCGGCACCAUCGGGACCUUGAUGCUCCCCUAUGUGGCUGACCGAUGGGGUCGUAAAUGGGCCAUCGUCCUGCCGGCAGUCAUUGCCAUUGUCUCGGGGGCUUUCCUGGCCGGGAGCACCAAUAUUGGCGAGUUCUUGCUCUUCCGAUUCUUUGCAGGCGCCGCGGCAUUCAUGAUCCUGGCCGCUGUUCCGAUUUGGAUGUCGGAAGUCGUGCCAGUCGAUCUGAGAGGUGCCCUGGUCGACGUCCAUGCCGUCUUUCUCAUUCUCGGGUAUACCAUCCAAGGAUGGGUGGGAUUUGGCUUCUUCUUCUGGGAUGGAGGCGACGACACUUGGCGGCCUCCGCUAGCUCUUCAGUGUGCUUGGCCUCUGUUCCUUCUCUGUGGUAUCUACUGGGUUCCAGAAUCGCCUCGUUGGUUGGUCAUGCAAGGCCGCAUCGAAGAAGCAAAGGAGAUCCUCUUCAAACUGCAUUCGGAUCCUAAUGAUCCCGACAACGAGUUUGCCAACGCAGAGUACUACCAGAUCCAAAAGCAAAUCGCCAUCGACAAGACUCUGGGCAACUCGUGGAUGCACAUGAUCAAGAAGCCAUCCUACCGCAAGCGAUGCCUGCUCGCCAUCGGAACGACAGGAAUCAUUCAGUGCUCUGGCGUGUUGGUCAUCAACAACUACGGACCAACCUUGUAUGCCAACCUUGGCUUCAGCCCCGUCAAACAACUCCUCUACCCGGCAGGAUGGCUCACCCUCACGCUGGGCAUCAACAUCAUGGCCAUGGCCUUGGUUGACCGCUUCUCCCGCAACCGGUACAUGGCAUUUGGUGUGUUGGGCUGCAUGGUUACCCUCAUCAUCGAGGCCGCUUUGGUUGCCCAAUUCGUGCCAUCAAACAACCAGUCGGCUCUCCUGGCGGCGGUGGCCAUGUUCUACAUCUUCCAGAUCUUUUACGGAUUCUGCCUUGACGGUACCCAGUUCAGUUACCUCAACGAGCUGUUCCCCAGCCACAUCCGAGCCAAGGGCGUCUGCCUGGGCGUGUCGAUGAUUUCGCUCAUGAACAUUAUCUGGCUCCAAGCCGCACCCACUGCGUUCAAGACUAUUGGAUGGAAGUUCUACCUGGCCUUCAUCAUCCCCGGCACCAUCGGCGGGUUCAUCAUGCUGUUCUUCUUCCCGGACACCAAGGGCAUGCCGCUGGAGGAGAUCGCCGCCAUCUUCGGUGACGCCGACGAGGUGGCCAUCUACCAGCGUGAGAUCGAAAUCGACCACAUCACCCACACCGUGGUCACCCACGACCACGCGGGCGAAAAGUCCACGACCCCCGUGGUGACCGAGGAUCUCAAGACGGCCGACGACAGCGUGUAA